Ilex paraguariensis (yerba mate) is the source of this 992-nucleotide messenger RNA. Lineage: Eukaryota; Viridiplantae; Streptophyta; Magnoliopsida; Aquifoliales; Aquifoliaceae. The record is from the annotation of a GenBank genome assembly.
CUCGAACCUGCAUUUAGCUGAUAGAUCUGCGAGCUGAACUCAACAAAAACAUCCACACUUUAGCAGAAACCAAAACAGAAAGAUCGAUGGAUCGAGUACUGAAAGCUGCCCGAGCUUCUGGUUCUCUCAAUUUAUCAAACCGCUCUCUCAAAGAAGUGCCCAACGAAGUAUACAAAAGUUUAGAUGCUGUUGGUGAGGGUGAAAAGUGGUGGGAGGCUGUGGAGCUACAAAAGCUGAUUUUGGCUCAUAAUAGCAUUGAAUCAUUGAAGGAAGACCUUAGAAAUUUAACUCAAUUGUCUGUUCUAAAUAUCAGCCACAACAAACUUUCCCACAUUCCAGCUUCUAUUGGAGAGCUUCACUUGCUAAAAUCAUUAGAUGUUUCGUUUAACUCGAUAUUUGAGAUACCUGCAGAAAUUGGAUCGGCGACAUCUCUGAUCAAGUUUGAUUGUUCAAACAACCAACUAAAGGAUCUCCCAAGCACCCUUGGUAGAUGUUUAGAUUUAUCAGAACUCAAGGCAUCGAAUAAUUGUUUUACAAGCUUGCCAGAAGAUCUGCAGUAUUGUUCCAAGCUGAAUAAAUUGGAUGUAGAGGGAAACAAGCUAAAAAUGCUAUCUGAGAAUAUGAUUUCAUCAUGGACCAGGCUUACAGAACUCAAUGCUUCAAAGAACAUGCUGAGUGGUAUCCCUGAGAGUGUUGGAAGCCUCUCACGUUUGAUUCGCCUUGACCUUCAUCGGAACAGAAUUUCAUCAAUCCCAUCAUCAAUAAUGGGUUGCACUUCCCUCAUGGAGUUUUAUAUGGGGAAUAACACGUUGUCAUCAUUACCAGCAGAGAUAGGAGCCCUCACUCAGUUAGGGACAUUUGAUCUUCACUCAAACCAGUUAAAGGAGUAUCUAGUAGAGGCAUGCAAAUUGAAUCUCUCUGUUCUUGAUUUGUCAAAUAAUUCGUUGUCUGACUUGCCUCUUGAGAUUGGUUAUUGGGAAUUCUUGCAUUAG